CUCGAUGACUGUCCUUGCUUCGAGGAUGCCACCGUGUUUGUCUCUGUCCUCCUUGGCAUUGCACUAUCCCGGUGGCACAACGCGUGUUCUGGUGUUGACGAGCGCUUCUUGAGUUCCGUGAUGCCCGGACCUCAAGGGACCGUGUGGUACAGUUUCUCCGUCUCUGUUACUUCUGCAUCUUGUUUUCAUUCUUGCUCACAUGUCUCUACAGGCAUCCUUGUAAUUUUUGUAUGGCGAAUUUUGGCCAAAUCGCUCCUGCACCUCGUUCUUCAUCCUCUUUUCCGCCUUCUUGCAUCCUCCUUCGACCUGCCACACCGACGCUUCCACAUCCCUGCGACAGAUUACCAACACAUGCCAGUUGAAAGCAGUUUGCGCCCGAUUCCGAGUGUUAUCGACCUUCCUGGCGUCCUAGAGGUCUGCGCAAUCAGGGAGAGGUCUGCGUUAGGAAGAACAAGUGAGGUCAAGCGAAGAGGUGCAAAGUCGAAUAACGAUUCACUGUCAGCCAAUGGAGAAAAUUACAGCGGAUCCGAGCUCGAGAACAGCAACGGGUCAUAUCAAUGCAAGGAAGUCAAGCACUACGAUGCUGACGUAUUGACCAAGGUAGUGGUCUAUGCUGGAAUGGCAAUCUUGGCUGCUGAAGGUUUGCCCGUC
Molecule: messenger RNA, 651 nt
Organism: Suillus plorans
Lineage: Eukaryota; Fungi; Basidiomycota; Agaricomycetes; Boletales; Suillaceae
Exons: 3
Source: RefSeq, a predicted model, not a curated record